AUGUCCAACCAAUCGUCAAAUUCAUUCUCCAGCUCUGUAAGCUACACGAGCUCUAGCACUAGCAACAACAAUGGCGAGACCACAGGAUAUCGCUCCAGCCACACAACUCUGGCUACGCCUUCUGGUACUACCGUUACUUCAUCCUCUCAGAAUUACGGUGGACCCGCUGUGACUGAGACUCGUCAUUUCGACUCACAAGGCCGCGCCGUCGAGUCCAGCGGAAACUCCAGCGGACGUGUCAUCGAAGAUUUUAGCAAGGAAGAGCAAGCCAAGCGCGAUGCUGAAUAUGAGGAGAGGAUUGAGGAAGAAUAUGCCAAACGUGAGGGUGGUGCGUAGAAGUGUUUCUCCCCCUGUUCGGCCGCGGAUUGAGCUCUGCAAUAAGGAAACAUUCGACUUUGGCUUUUUAACGAAAAUCUCGGGACAACUGAAGUAGUCUAUUUGAUCUCAAUCUAGCUUGCAACAUCACUCUUGUCGUUGAAAUCAAGUAGGAAAGGCUCUGUACGAUAUUUCACAUACGCCGGUCGUGACAGGCUCUGCCCGGCGACAUCGAUGUCUGUCUUGAUAUCGUCGAUCAAGCUCUCCUUGCUGACGUAGUCGUACUCGGGCCGGAUGAAUCCCAGAAUAAUGACGUUCAUGUGACUUUCGUAGAAGUCGGUCUCGAAAUCAUGCAUAAUGUGCACCUCGAUACUGCGAACAGUGUUCUUGUAGUAUGGGUUCCAUCCAAUAGACAUGACCAUUGGGAACACUGCGCCGCGAGUCUGUGUCUGGCUAUCGGCUUUGUCGUCUUUCAAUAGGACGC
Molecule: messenger RNA, 799 nt
Organism: Dissoconium aciculare CBS 342.82
Lineage: Eukaryota; Fungi; Ascomycota; Dothideomycetes; Mycosphaerellales; Dissoconiaceae
Exons: 2
Coding region: 1-336 (111 amino acids)
Source: RefSeq, a predicted model, not a curated record